Messenger RNA from Oxyura jamaicensis (ruddy duck), 8043 nucleotides. It is a transcript of the gene GGPS1, whose product is annotated as geranylgeranyl diphosphate synthase 1. The record is from RefSeq and is a predicted model, not a curated record. NCBI's taxonomy places the organism in Eukaryota, Metazoa, Chordata, Aves, Anseriformes, Anatidae. Gene Ontology annotation, molecular function: prenyltransferase activity. The transcript is spliced from 4 exons. Gene Ontology annotation, biological process: isoprenoid biosynthetic process. The coding region runs from base 113 to 1012 and encodes 299 amino acids.
CGCUGCCUCCCGCCGGGACCCGCCGCGCGGGGCGGGGCUGCUCAGGCUGGCGGCGGCGUGAGUGUUCACAAUCCUUCCUUUAACAGUGAACUACGUCUUAUCUAAUAAAGACAUGGAUGGGAUGGAUGAAACAUCUAAAAGAAUCCUAGAGCCAUACCAGUAUUUACUUCAACUACCAGGUAAACAAGUGAGAACCAAACUGUCACAGGCUUUUAAUCACUGGCUGAAUGUUCCAGAAGAUAAGAUACAGGUUAUUAUUGAAGUGACAGAGAUGUUGCACAAUGCAAGCCUGCUUGUGGAUGAUAUUGAAGAUAACUCAAAGCUACGACGGGGCUUUCCAGUGGCUCACAGUAUCUAUGGAAUUCCAUCAGUAAUCAACUGUGCUAAUUAUGUGUAUUUCCUUGGCUUAGAGAAGGUCUUAACCCUUGAUCACCCAGAUGCUGUUAAAGUCUUUACCCGUCAGCUACUGGAACUCCAUAAAGGUCAAGGCUUGGAUAUUUACUGGAGAGAUACUUACACUUGUCCUACAGAAGCUGAAUACAAAGCUAUGGUACUACAAAAGACAGGUGGUCUCUUUGGAUUGGCUGUAGGCCUCAUGCAGCUCUUCUCAAAUUAUAAAGAAGACUUAAAACCACUUCUUAACACACUUGGUCUCUUCUUCCAAAUAAGAGAUGACUAUGCCAACUUGCACUCCAAAGAAUAUAGUGAAAACAAGAGUUUUUGUGAAGACUUAACUGAGGGCAAGUUCUCAUUCCCAACCAUUCAUGCAAUUUGGUCAAAACCUGAAAGUACUCAGGUGCAAAACAUUUUACGCCAAAGGACAGAAAACAUAGAUAUAAAAAAAUACUGUGUGCAUUACCUUGAAAAUGUGGGUUCAUUUGAGUACACUCGGAAUACGUUAAAAGAGCUUGAAUCUGAAGCCUAUAAACAAAUUGAAUCACUAGGUGGAAACCCUGAGCUUGUAGCACUAGUUGAACAGCUGAGCAAAAUGUUCAAAGAAACUGAAAACUAAUAAAUUUAUCUCCUGGGGGUGAAUGGAAGCUUUUUAAAAUGGGAAGAUGACUAGCUUGUCUGAAAGGUGUGAUAAUCAGUCUCACUUAAAACUACUUGUGUUGCCACAUUACAGAAAUUACUGCUGAAACCAAUUUGGUCUCCAAGAAUUGUGAUAUAUCCUAUUAUCUAUACCGUCUGAAUUGUAGCUGCUUGCAGAUGGCUUUGUUAAAGCAUAUGUACUAGAACUGAAACAAGCUUUGGAUCCGUGUGAUCUUUACACAAUCAUUGGCAUUACUUCAGCCCUGGAACUCUCAUAUGGUGCAUAUUCAACCAGGCUACUGUAGGCUUCUGCCUGAAAUUCCAUAUUAAAUUAAAUCUGAGUAACCUGAGUGGCUUGUGUGUUUUUAAGCAAUGCUCUAGUAAACCAAGAUUUGCAGUGUUAAAUAACACAAGAUACUUGCAACCAGAAUGCAUGUACAAGUGUUGCAUUGUAAAUACAAGUUACAAUUGUGAAGAUCAGAUGGAUCUUUGCUUAAUCCUAAUGUGAAUAUCCUGUACAGUGUCUGAGAAUACUUCCAGGGGAAUACAAAUUGUGGAAAAUAUUUUUUAUCCAAGUGAGACUAAUGUUCAGACUGAAGUGUUAGCUUUAUAGAGACUUCUGCUUAACUUAGGGAGAAUGUUCUAUCACAUCAGAAAAGCAUGAAUUUGCCACUGAUUCCAGCUCUGGUGUGAAUUGCUUUGAUUGCCUGGUUUUAGAUUUUAAAGCUAACAAAUAUUUUGUAGCCUGGGACUUAAAUCUAUGCAUUAGAUCUCAAGCAUGUAGCUGCAAAUAGCAACGUAGUAAGGUGCUGUUAUGAGAUUCACAGCAGGUAACUUUACGACACUGAUUGGUGCAGGUCUCUUUAAUCUCUGCUUUUAAUUGAGGGGGGGGUUCUCCAGGAGUGGAUUCAUAAUUCAUACCGCAUCCAUGUUCUGAUUUGGUAUCAGGAGUCAUGUUAUAGGCCUCUCAAUAGGGACAAAUUUUGUAACUUUUGGCUAAGAGAAAGUACGGUAUUUUGUUGUUUUACAAGCUGUAAUACUAGUUCAGUUUUGUUAAUUAUUUAAAUGUUUUUGGAAUGAUGUACACAGGCAUGCCCGUAUUGAACUGAGAACUAGAUUAGAGGGAUGGCCUGGUGAGUGACAAAAAUCUCUGCAUGUGUGUACACACGUACAGAAAUGUUUGCUUCUUGGCUGGGCUGGCUUUAACCAGGUUCAGUUUCUUUAGUCUUCACAACCAUAUGCGGUUUUGCUCUGAUGUAGGUUCAGAUCAAAGGUGGGACUGAUGCUAUCAGCAGUGUCUUUAAGCUGAUAACACACUCUCAAAAGAAAUGGCCAGAGGUACUUGGCUUCUAACAGCUGAAGGGUAGCUGUUUGUAUGUGUUCACUUACUGUACCUGGAAAACAGGGAGAGUCAUUACCUCAACCCAACUAACAGAAGAAGGCUGCUAUAAUGUUGUCUUUUGGCAAGCCUUGGGAUUCUUCCAAGAGUGAUCAAGCACAAAAAAAAAAAAAAAAUCAGGAUGACUGCUUUUAGUCAGAGACAUUACAUAGUUAUAGAUGGUAGCUUAUUCCUCUUAUCUGCUGCUGAGGAGGGAUCUCUCUCUGCCCUAUGAUUAAGCAAAGUAGCCUUUUCACUGAGUGAACCUGGUUGCCAGGAUUUGACUAGCUUAAAGUUGAAGGGUAUCUUUUAUUUAAUGUUAAUGACAGUGACUGUAUUUCCUUUCUUAAUUUGUAGUGCUGAGUAGUAAGCCUGUACAUUCUUCGUAUUUUAUGGAAACUUAGUAUUUUAUGGAAAAAUACCAUCUGCAGUGAAGUGCAAUGUUUAUUUUGUGCCAUGUCUUAGGAGUUUCCAAGCACUGUUGCAACUGAUGUUGAAUGGUGGAGAGAUGAAAAAACAUUGUUGUCAGGAGAAUCUCCUAGCCUUACUGUGUAAGACAUCUUUCUGCCAACUAGGAUAUUAUGACUAUAUAUACAGUGUAAAGUGCACUUAGUGUCAUUUCAUUUUUGUUCAGUUGCUGGAUGUAAAUAAUUGUGUAAUCAAACUUUCUUGAUGAAGUAGGAUUUUUUAUUUUAAAACUUUUUUCUACCAUCUGAGAUUUCUGCUGUGUAGUCAGUUCUUUGGUUUAUUCUGGCUACUCCUCCCAGUAUUUAAUGCUGUAUCUUGCCAAACAUGCAUCCAUUAACUUAAGAGUAGGUACACUGGAAGCUUUCCAGCUAUGGGCCCUUUAAACCACAGACAGGUAAGAAGAGAAAAGUACCCCCGAAAAAGGCAGCUGGACCAACAAGAAACCAGAUAGCUCUGCUUUGCUGUUCUGUCCGGUGUUUUGAUACCAGGCUUUUGAUACCAGUAGUCAAAGCAUUUUCUGAAGAUGUAUCUUAACAAUACUCUACUCGUGAGCAUUUUGCUCUUUGCUUUGGCUGGAAUAAAUCAAAACCUUUCAGGAUUUUUCUUAAUGUAUUCAGAAGCUGGAAAGGCCAGACUCUUUCCCUUGCAUUUCUUAAGCCAGUAAAGCGUCAUGAAGCAUAGUCAAGGCAGAUUUUAUGUUUGGUGCCAGAAGACAUGCUGUAUCCUCAUCUAUAUUCUCCAGUAUUGGCCCUGGUACAAGCUCCUGGUGUUCAGCCAUGUUAGGUAAAUAACUUCUUGAAGCAGCGUGAGAGUUGUCUUUGGCUGCAGAACUAAUUUAGUUGUGUCAGUGCAUUUCUCAGAGGCUGGAUGUCACAUCUGUCUUUGCCUCUUACAUGGUUGAUGUUACCUGCAUCAAUUGUAAUGAAAAUGAUAUCUCUUCAGGACCUCCCUGAGGAGAUACGCUUGUCUUCCACCUUUCCCUCCGAGCUCAGGCUGUUCUAUGAACCCACGAAGAGCAACUUUGUACGUAUCAGCCAGCUGCUGACACAACCACUCAUUUCCAUGCUGAGCCUCAAAGUUGAAUAUUGAAACUUGGAGUACCUCAGUGAAGUUUCUUUCUAUAAGUACCACUCACAUUGUUUCAGUGACUGAACUGAGAAGUUUCUAUUCCUGCGGCCACAGAAGCUGUCUCUGUAUUCUCUGCUUCAAUACUGUGCUAUUCUGGAGAUGCCUGCAGCUAGUGUAACUCUUAGUAAAGCAACCUUGUAAUUGCUGCUCAUGCGGAAGAUGCAAACUCUUACCUCUAGGAAAAUGUGUGAAGGCUACUGCUUGAACUCAUUACUCUGAGACAGUAAAAAUACUUGGAAACGCGUGGUCUUUGUGCAUUAUUAUUUCCCUUUCCCUCAGAAGCCAUCAAGAGUACUUUGAGAGUUUCAUAGUUGAGUGCAUAAGGUAUGGUGUGACUGGCAUAGUAUCUGCCCCGUUCAUGAACAGAGUGUAAAGGCGGUCUGGCAUGUUCUCUGAACGUUGCAAAGAUUUUUUAAAAAUGCCACCACACAAAAAUCUCUAUGUUCGUUAUAAAUGCACACAUGGGCUAAGCAUCUCCAAUAACUUCAGUUACUAAUAAAGCUUUUCCUUAUAACCUCUGAUACUAAUUUUUCUUCUACGUCAGUACGUUGAGCAAAGCGCGUGUUCUACAGCAAGUCAGCUGUUUUCAUGUUUUGUGGUUAGUGUAAGUAGUAAUCCAGUUCAGGCUAUAGAAAUAGGACUAUUUUACAGGAGCUUAAGAAUCCUUAACUCUUAUCUUUCACAAUUCACAUCUAACCCCAACCUACUUAAUUACUACUUUUAUUUUCUUACAUUAACUUUUCAUAUUAGGUUAGGAUACAUUUUUUGUUAUAAGAAGCUAAGCUUCACCAUUCUACAAGGGGUCAAAGAUGCUAUAAUGAAAGUCUUACAAAAUUGCAGCAUACCUCACAGGUUACAAAGAACUGACCAUGCAAAGGUGAAAGCUAUCCCUUUUCCAUUCAAUAAACCUUUCUUCUGCACUUCUGUGCAUAUGUCUCUAAGUUCACACUUCUUUAUCAUGUCUGUUCACCAGUAUUCUCCUGUAAGUCUGUUUCUUGGAAAUUGUUAUUUAUGUUCCCCAGCUCCUGUAAUUGUGAUAGAUGCCACCUUGCACCAUGCUAUAUGCAAAUCUAGUUCUUUCUUCCAGCCUAGCUCUAAAAAGAACUUUAUUAAUGAGAAGUGAGGAAAGGCGUAAUCUGCAAAGCAAACAUGAGUUCGUGUAAAACAGAGUGGGAGGAAUGAGAUGGCAAGAGAAAUUAAUUAGAAACGGCAGAGGUCGGGAUCAGAUUUAAUACUUAAUAUUGUUAAGUGAGUCUGUAAUUUGAGAUGUGAUAGUUAUUACUGAUGUGAUUAGCAGCUGAUGUGUGUGCAGACAUGAGCUUUUAAAGCUAGUGGUAAAAGGCCUUACAACUGUAACCUAGUUCAUUAGAUUUUGUUUCCUGUCAUUUCCAAGUUUACUUUCCCCAGUGAUUUAUCCACAGCUUUAAUUUUGUAUUUUUAUUUGCCUUCCACAAACAAAGACUUAAAUUUAGGGUGUGGAAAAUAUACGUUGAUAUUUCCAAAAAUGUUCCUGGCAGUGGGAAAGAAGCAGUAUUUCUUUAAGCCUUCACCUUGGUGGUUGAUUUUGCUAAUUAUUAAAUACCUAAAUGCCUCUGUGCUGUGGAAAUUUCCUAUAUUAAUUGCUUCUUUCCCCAGUUUUUGUUAAAAUGCUAACAUUAUGGUGUAAAAGCAUGGGUUUGAGUAUAUUUUCCCACCUUGUUAUAUAAAAAUUGAUUCAAAAUCAAAUGCCUCUAGCACUGAAUUGGGCCAGGCUUUUAUUCAUGUACAAGAGCUGUGUGGGCAUCUGUUGCUCCUAGUUCUGUCUUAAUUUCAUCAUGUUAUGUUUCAGGUUUGAUAUUUACUAUGCUCUUUGUAUUAUUUGCUCAGUACUUGCAUUGUAAUUCUCUUCCUUCCUCAGCAGUAUUUCUGGUUUGCUACUAAUGCCAUAGCACACACGAUACCGUCGAACUCCUUUUUGAUCCUGGACAAAAUAGUCUGGUUUGCUUCUAAAACUUUAAAUCUUGGUUCAUCCUGUGCCAUUACAACAGUAAUCCAAGAUUUUCUGCAAUCUUGAAGAAACUUUUUUAUUUCCUCGUAGCUAAAGCAUUUAACAUUUUAUGUUGCCAUUUUCCAUGUAGUUGGAGCUUCUUUACCUCUCCUACCUGUUUGCCUUUAACACUUAUUUUGCUUUUGUGGUAUCACUCGUUAUAGGCCUUUCCAUGAAAAUUUAACUUGCUAACCAGGGAGAAGAGGAUGGUUUGUUGUUGUUGUGUUGUGUUUUGUUUUGUUUUUGGUCUAGGUUAAUGAAUUAUUCUACUGAGCAAAAGCCUGAUGAAUGCCAAAGCUGGAAGGUGGAUGAGGCAGAAGCAGAGCCAAGGAAAGGAUUUGAGAGAAUAAGAAUACCCAUUUUAGGCUCCUGAGGCUGCCUCGUGUAAUUCCACCUUGUUUUAUAGCAUCUCAUUCACUUUGUUAGGAAAAGCAAAAGAGUGUGUUCAGUUUCCCUGAGCUUCCCUUCUUGCUUUCUGAAUGUAAUGCAAGAGAUACUAGAGUUAUAAAUGACUUAUUCUGAUGGUUAUGUAAAUAACUUGCAUAUAUUACUAAAAGUACAGAUAAAACAAAGAGUACCUUGUUUCCCUAGCUUCAAGAAUACAAAAAUUGUUAGAAAACUACAGUAAUUGAACAAUCUGUUACAUGCUGACUUGAUUUGAUCAUUACCUCACAUUAACAUUCUUCCUGGAUGGCUUCUACUAGACCUCACCACCGGCGUUCACCUUUUCUGCAGCAGUUUCUUUUAAAUGAUUUCAGAAGGCAACUUGGUGAGGAGGUGACAAAAUAAGUCAUUGUUUUGAUGCUUUUUUUUAUUAAAAAUAAUAAUUUAAAAAAAAAAAACAGUAAAUCUAAGUGCUUAUGUUUUUCUUUACUGGCUUCAUGUACACAUUCACUCUUGUCACUGAGGCUAGUGGUUCAGCUGGUGUCACCGGGAAUAAUCCAGGAUUCAUGAAUCCACUUCCAUUCAAGUGUAUGACCUGCAAAGUUUAUAGUUAGGCAUUUGCUGAGCAGUUCAGUUUACUACAGCAUAGGGAGCCGUGGGAGAUAACUCCCAAGAAGGCCUAACAUGACACUUCCAGGGACAACGCUACAUGACCUGAUGUGAGUCUGAUGUGAAGAGAAAUCCAAGAUAAUUUUCUGCUCCAAAACAAUCUGUGAAAAUACUCUUUACUCCCUUGGAAAUGUGAAUUACAUGAUAUGGUGCCAGUUAGCACGUGUAUCUUCUCUGGAUCACAGUGGAUUAUUUUCACUCUUCAUAAAGUUUCAAUUGUUAUUUCUGGACCAUAUGGUAGAAGUUGCUUAAUGAUUAAUAACUGAAGUCCAUAAAAAGGGGGGGGGAGAGGGAGAGAAAAAUGGUAAGCUUUUUUCAUGCUGUUUUGAAAUGCAUAUAAAAGAUGGCCUGUUGUCUUGCUGUAGUCUAGCAUAUGUUAGCCUGCAGUGAACUUCUGUUAGCUGAGGGAGGCAUGACAACUCUGCAUCGACUUCAGUUAUUAAGCACUCAGGUGCGUGUGGCAUCAAGGCCCUGUGAACAAAUCAAAGGGAGAAAAAUGAAAGUGCUUGCAAGGAAGAAACACAAAGUUCUUUCAAAAUAGGACUUCAGAUAAUUUUGAAGUUAAUGCACAGAGACAUAGAAGUAAAGCCACAGAAAACUGUAGGAGUUAACUGAAGAACCUAUUGCUACUUAUUUUCUCUUCCUUUUGCGGGUGGGAUGGGACAGUGCUACACAGCCUGAUGUGAAAACACAGUAAAAAAGUAAAACACAGUAAAAACCUUUUGAAGGAAUUGUCAUUCCUAUUCCCAGAAAUGUAAAAAGUGUGCUUUAAACCCAUUUUAUUGCAUUUCAAGUCAACCAAAAUGAAUGUUAAAUUGUGAAGAAAGAUCUUCUACUUAGGCAUUUAUAAAAUGCGGAGCUUGUAAGUCUAAUAAAAGGUGAAAACGUUACAUUGGUCUGGUUGUUUUAUUUGCAUUGUUCUGUUUCUGAUCAAAUAAAACCAAGUUUGUUGGACGAA